AUGACAAGGGGGGUAGUUGCAUGUAAGAAACGAUGGUAUAAGAUCAACAAGGCUGUUACACAAUUUGCUAGUUGCUAUGAUCAAGCUAGUCGAAACAUAAGGAGUGGUUCGAACGCUGAUGAUAUAAAGGAGUUGGCUUAUAAACUUUAUUCCACAAAUUAUGGUCAAAAAUUCACUUUUGAGAGGCAUUGGAACAUGCUUCGGUUAGAGCAAAAAUGGAGAAGCCAACUACCUACACAGAGUGGCGGCUCAAAGAGAACCAAGGUUAGUGCAACUGGAGCAUACUCAUCCUCAUCAAACCCAGAAACACCGUUGGCUGACGAACCCGGUGUGGACUCUCCCGUUCGCCCACAAGAAUCAAAGAAGAGCAAGCGAAAAGGUAAGGAAAAAGCACAGAUGUCUGAAGAUUUUAGCGAAAGAAAAUCAUCGGUUGUCAAAAAAUUAUCUCUCAUGGAAGAUAUUAAGAAUGUUAGAGAAAAAGAACUAAUGGAUAGGGAAAAAGAAAGAGAAGAGGAGAAGGAACAUAGAGCAAAGAUUAUGGCAAUCAAAGAGAAGGAGUUACAAAUUCAAGCGGCAAUGAAAGAAUAA
This is a messenger RNA of Arachis duranensis, 588 nucleotides long. RefSeq names its product glutathione S-transferase T2-like. The transcript has a single exon. The coding region runs from base 1 to 588 and encodes 195 amino acids. NCBI's taxonomy places the organism in Eukaryota, Viridiplantae, Streptophyta, Magnoliopsida, Fabales, Fabaceae. The record is from RefSeq and is a predicted model, not a curated record.